AUGUCUGCGGAGCCCUGCCAUCUGCUCAGGCUGCCGACUGAAUUGCGCCUCCAUAUUUACGACUACGCGCUCUGCGACGCCGAGGCUAUAACCAUAUCCAGCGGCGAAGUAAUCGAUUACGGCUUCGGUGUUUACCCCGAUAGUCGCGCCGAGCAGAACAUCGGCAGGAAAUAUCCGUCUAUACCAGGUCUACCGGUGAACCAUGUUCCAAUAAUCCGCCGUCAUUACGACCCGUCUCUCCUCUCCAUCACUUCUCCGGCGGUGGUGAUCCCCGGCUCCGUAAAUCACUCGUCACCCGCCGAGUCCUUCGCCGACUCCGCCUACGCCUCUGCAGCUUCGCUCGCGUCAAGCUCGCAUACCAGCACCAAGGCUUCUAGUGGGAACGCCGAUGCCAGCUGGGACGCUAUCCCGCUGUUUACUCCGCUGUCCCUCCUCGCAACCUGCCGCACCAUCAACGCCGAACUGCAAUCCCACUUGCAAUUCCAAAAGACCACCACCGCGCAAUACGGCCCAGCGCUCUACAUCUCCUACCCAACCGGCCUCCUCGUCUUAAAAGCCCUAUGCCCACAUUUCCUAGCCCACGCGCGAGCCGUCUACAUCGCCGGCGCAUAUCAUGUCACCGCGCCGACCCAGCCGCCCGAAAACGAAAGCGCCAUCUCCCGCCGCCUCGGUAGGCUCGACAGCAUUCGGCACAGGAAUUACAGCGAACGUGUAGCCUCCGCCGAAGAUUCAACGCCCUCACGGCGUCCACACCACUACCCCAUUCCGACACCCGAGGCCACCACCGCACUCGCCUCAACCGUGCGCACCCUCCUAGGGCCCCGCCCUCAUCCAACACUUCAGAAGCUUCAGCUCCGCAUCUACUACCCCUCGGAGCACUCCUACCGCCACGUCUGGGGCGACGACGCGAGCCCGAUCGUCGUCGCCCUGCAGAACACGUGGGGCGGAAACAUUGAGACCGAGGUCUGGCGCGGGCGGUGGGGGACGGGAGUGAAGUUCGAGGCGAGGAGUAACGUCGAGAGCAGGGUCAUGAGUAGUGUUUGGAGGAGGCUUACGGAGAAGAAGCAGAGUGAGAUGUUUGUUGUGGGGAAGGAGUGGCCUGAGGAGUCGGAGGGCUCGAAGGUCGGGGAGAGGGGGGAAGAAUGUAGGGUCAGCUACGGUAUCUCUCAGACGUGA
Messenger RNA from Coniosporium apollinis CBS 100218, 1176 nucleotides. RefSeq lists its product as uncharacterized. The transcript has a single exon. NCBI's taxonomy places the organism in Eukaryota, Fungi, Ascomycota, Dothideomycetes. The record is from RefSeq and is a predicted model, not a curated record. The coding region runs from base 1 to 1176 and encodes 391 amino acids.